AUCACCGCCCCGCGAUGCCUUUCGGGAAAUAGCGUCGCCAUCUUGAGUGGCAUGGCCCAGCUAGACAGUGCGCCCUGAGCAAAGACAUGCGAUUUAUCGCGAAAACAUUGAACGUCCCGAGAAUCACGGAUUCCUGUGAAUCAUAGCAGAUCUUUGGUGCUUCGCACCUUCACCGAAAUGGAAGCGGUUAAGGCAUUUAACGCGGAGCUUUCAGCUCUUUAUGAUGUCAAACCGCCGAUUUCUAAGGCCAAGAUGAACUCUUUAACCAGGGGCGCAAUUAAGGCAAUCAAAUUCUAUAAGCAUGUUGUGCAAAGUGUUGAAAAAUUCAUUCAAAAGUGUAAGCCAGAGUACAAAGUGCCCGGAUUAUACGUUAUAGAUUCAAUUGUGCGUCAGUCGAGACAUCAGUUUGGGGUAGAGAAAGAUGUAUUUGCUCCUCGCUUUGCUAAGAAUAUGCAAACCACCUUCUUGAACCUUUUAAAAUGUCCUCAAGAAGAUAAAAGCAAAGUGAUUAGAGUUUUAAAUCUUUGGCAGAAAAAUGCAGUUUUUCCAUCCGAGGUUAUACAACCUUUAUUCGAUCUUGCGGAUCCAAAUCAUCCAAUCCAUAAAGAGCAAGCAGUUAAUGCAAAUGGUACAUUGAACACUUCUUCGACGAAUAACACAAGCAAUACUGGUACUGCUGUUAAAACACCCCCUUUAGCUGCAAAGAAUGCAGUAAAGGAUCAGAAGUUAUUUUCUUCUACAAAGACUAUUGAUCCUGUUUGGCUUGCACAAACAAAAAUGGAGACAGCAAAUAUAGUUAAUGCCAAUAAACUAUUGGGUCAGUCUAAUUCAGGUCAAAUGGAUGCUUCUUUUCUUGAUCAGCUGCAACAUUUGCAACAGUUGUUGCUCAAAAAACAAGAAGCAGCAAAUGAACAAAAAACUUCUGUGAAAUUUGAUAAGAAGCUCCUGGAUUUUGAUUACGGUGAAGAAGAAGAUGAUGACGUUGUAGUUGCGAAUUCACCAGUGGCAACAACAGCGUCAAAUGCUGGCCAACAUAACGUUCCUACAGGAAAUAGUUUGGAAAGUCUUGGAUUCCUCCUAACAAAUCCAGAGGUUUUGAGACAGCUUCAAACAUUGCAACAGACAAUGCAAGGGAAUGUAUCAUCAUCACAACAUGAGAUGGAAGAAAAGAUGAGGAAAUUACAACAGAUGAAGCAGCAGGAGGAGGAGUUCGAUAAACAUUUGGCUCAAACUGUUCCUAAUCUACCAUUUGCAUCGGAAUGUGAAUUAAAACCGUCGGACAUCUUGAAACCAAAUCAACAAAACGCAUAUACAGCAAAUGUAAGUAGCGGAGUUAUACAAGACAUGAGUCAACCACCUCCUGGUUAUCCUCCGGCUCUACCCUAUGUCUCGCAACCUUUAUCAAACAUCAGGCAGAUUAACCAACAGGGUCAUCAAAAUCAAAAAAGUCCGCUUCUUGACGAGCGACAAGAUACACAAGAUUAUUCUGGAAAUGGUGCAAGACGAGAUAGUAGCAGCGUAGAAAUUGUAAAUUGUGAUAGUACACGAUCACAGAGUAGAUCACCUGACCGAUAUAGGCAUCAUAGUCGAUCUAGAUCACCACGGCAUAGGGAUAGAGAUAGAGAUAGGGAUAGGGAUAGGGAUAGGGAUAGGGAUAGAGAUCGAGACAGAGAUAGAAAAUCUCGAUCGAGAAGUAGAUCCAGAAGAAGGAGGUCUCGUUCGAGAGAUAGAGGACGGGAUAGAAAACGUGAUGAUAGUCGAGAAAAAAUGACCGAGGAAGAACGAGAAAAAGAAAGAGAAAGACGCAAACGAGGCCUGCCACCAAUUGUGAGAGAUAAACUAAGCGUUUGCAGUACAACUUUGUGGGUAGGACAUCUGUCUAAAUUAGUACACCAAGAAGAACUUUCAGACACUUUUGGAGAAUUUGGUGAUAUUGUCAGUAUAGAUCUAAUUUCACCUAGGGGUUGCGCUUUUAUAUGUAUGAAUAGAAGACAAGAUGCCUACAGAGCUCUUACCAAGCUUAAAAAUCACAAAAUGCAGGGAAAAGCGAUUACUUUAGCCUGGGCACCUGGGAAAGGUGUUAAAGGAAAAGAAUGGAAAGAUUAUUGGGAAGUCGAAUUGGGAGUUAGUUAUAUCCCUUGGAAUAAGUUAAUUAAUGUCACUGACCAGGAUUUAGAAUUACUCGAAGAAGGUGGAAUGAUUGAUGAAGAUACUUUGCCGCCUAACUUGAAAGGUAAACUAAAGCAUUCCGGAACAAAUGCAGACAUGCUUCAGCAACAGUUGCAAUUACAGCAGCAAGCUUUGGUUGCAGCCGCCACAAUGCCAAGUUUAGCUGAUGGCAUUGUGAAUGUGAUGCAACCUACAUCUAGCACACAACAGCAACAAUCUCAACAGACCCAACAGCAGGGUCAACAACAGCAGCAAGUGAUUGAUACGAGUCAACCACCGCCGAUUAGACCACCCACAUCAGCUGCACUUCUGCCUCCACCGAAUACGCAGUUACAGAUGAUGCCACCUGCUUUCACAAUGCCAGGAGUUCCUCGUAUGAUUGGACCAAUGGGAUUACCAAUGGCGCAUAGUUUGAUGCCUAAUGUUCCAAUAGGUGUGCCGCCUCCAAAUAUGCAAAGUCUGUUAGGGCCACCAGGAAUGAUGCAAACUAUGCUCACACCCCAGGUUAAUUCUCCGUUCGGAGCUGGCGUGGGUGUUGGAUUAUUGACGCAAAUUCCUUUGCCCGCACCUGCCGCACCCUCUGAUAAACCCAAUUCUACUGGUAUGCCACAUAAUGUUCCUCCAAUUGGAGUCCCGCCGCCAACGACAGAAACGGGAAUGCCAAAUCUGCCAAUGUUACGCCAACCUUACGGUGUAGGACCUUCUGCUCCUUUACAAAUGCAACUACCUCAGCAACAACAUUCUGCGGAUGAUAUGGAUGUAGAAAUGGAAGAUGCGAUGCCUCCAAGUUCAAACGGAGCUAAGAAUAAGGGAAAUUUAACUGAUCAACAAUUGUCACAAAACGAGGAUAGACCAGACGGUGAUCAACAAUCGGAGCAACAUCGGGAUUACAAAGAAAGGGACAGGGAACGUGAAAACAGAGAGAGAAGAGAUAGAGAAACACAUUUGUCUCAUAGAGAUAGGGACAACAAUGAUUCUAGAAUGGAUCGUGGAAGGGAACGGGGUAGAGGAAGAGAUCGGGGACGUGAUCGUAGAAGAGAUAUCAGAGAUAGGGAUAGGGAUGACAGAAGGGAGAGGGAAAACAGAGAAAAUCGCGAAGGAAAUCCACAAAAUCAAAGCCUUCAGGAAAAUGAUUCUACUCCGAAAAAAGAUGGUAAACCGAGUUUAGCUGAUCGUCUUCGUCAGUUGGCUGACGGUACACUUCCAUUAGAAGAUCGGGGUGACCGAAUACCAGCUCGUACUCGCCAGGAUCGAGACAGAUCUGAUAGGACUUUUGAUGACGCUCGAACUGCACGCGGCGAACCUCUUUCGUCCUUAAUGGAUUUACCGAAAUUUGGCUUGCCUCAAGAAAGAAGUGAUUUUCCUGCUCGACCUCCAGAUUUCCGAAAUCCUCAGGAUCCAAGAGAGUUUCAGCAACAAAGAGACAGACAAAAUUUUGGAAGGGGGCCUAGAGGAUCUCAAAUGCAUGAAGAGUUUAUGGACGCCCCAAGAAUACAGGCUGGUAUGUUCCAAGAAGAAUUCGAUAAUAGGAUACACGGACAGCAAAGAAUAGAAGAAUUCGGAAGACUUGGACCCCCUAGAGAACAGAGGGAGGAAUUCGAUAGGUCUGAAGUACGAGGAAGAAGACCGCUCGACGAUCGGGAUCGGUUUGACUUUGAAAUUAGACGAGAUGGAUUUGAUCCACGGCUUCAGGACGGUUUUGAUCCAAGAGGACAUCUAGAUCGCGGCGAUUUUGAACCGAGGCGACGAGAAUUCUUUGGUAUUGAACCCAUGUUUGGAAUGCCGCCUAUUAUGGGACCUAGAGGUCCUAGACCUGGACAUCCAGAUGGGUUUGGACCUCGUCCAGCUCCACUUGGUGCCCGUGGCCCUGGACCUUUAAUGUUCCAUCCACGGGGGUUAGGGCCUCGUCCUCUUCGCCCUGGCAUGAGGCCUUUCGGUCCUCGUGGGCCACCAUUUGAUCCUCGUGAGCCGGAUGCCUUUUUCAGACCUCCUUUCGAUGACAUUCGCCCUCACGUAAGGCCUCCAUUCGGCCCUAUGGGUCCUCCUUCGAUUCUUCCUCCAGAAUCUGCUGCCCCAUGGAGGAAUCAGGAACAUCCUCCUGGUUCGUGGCCACCUGACGCUGAAAAUCACUCGCAAAGAGACAAUACCAGAGACAAGAAAGCUGGUAAACAUCCAAACAACCAAAACAUAGAAAGGGACAAUCGAAACAAUAGGGGACGCAAAUCUAGGUGGGCUAACGUGAGUCCAUCUGGGGAAGAAACGGAGGAUUCCAAGGAGCAAGAACCAGUUUCCGUUGCAGCUGACGAAAAAGAAGAACUUGUUAAAGAAGAGGAGGUUGUUGUAAAAGCCGAAGAAGUAAAAGAUGAAGUAACAAUGGAAGUGAUUCCCAGUGAAAAGGAGGAGGAUUCGGAACAGACAGCAGUUGAGACAAACCAAGAACAAGGCAUUGAAACAAAGAAGGAGGAAGAGGACCGCAGGGAUUCUUAGACCAAAGUAAAGAGCGAUUUUUCUCUUUAAGAUUUUUUCUUACUCUGUGGAGUGGUGUGAGGGAGGACUCAUUGUUUUGAGCCAAGCUAGGGCGAAACGAAAUAGCUUCUUUGGAAAAUGAAACGCUGAAUGUUAGUUCUUAUCGUGUAUCAGUAAUGGAUACUAAUUAUCGUGUAUCAGUAAUGGUAUUAUUACCAAUUGAUUGUUUGCUGCUUUAAGAUAUCGACCUUGAAAUAUCAAUGCAGAUAUUUCUUGUUUUUAGUGAUAGUUAUAAAAACUACAAAGUUCAAAGGGACUGUAACAAAUUAAAUUGGGGAGAUAUGAAUCUUGAUCUCGCUUAAAAAUGAAAAAAUGGAGAAACAUAGUGUUAUAAAUUAAGUGGAACAACAUAAAAUUGAAAUUGGCUUUUAUAUUAUGUGACACACAAAGUAAAUAGACGAAAAUAUGAUUGCUUGGCGAGAAACAAGGUUUUUCUUUAAGUCAGCGUUUCAAAUUUCAAAAAAAUUAGAUUUUUUUAAUCGGCUACACGUGUGAGGCGCUGUGAUUUAAAAGCACAGGACCUAUGACCCGUGGAUACUCCAAGUGGCGAUUUAUUUAUUAAAUUGUAAAUACUUUUGUAUUUUCGUAGUAAACAAUUAUACAGUGCAUGUUUGAACGCGUAUAUUCAAUUAAUUCUUAGGUUACUAAAGAUACAUUAUUGUUUAUGCAGAAAUUUGCUUUGUUUCAUAUGAGAAAAACGAUAGUGAACUAAGCUGAGAUAGAUUUGUUAUUUAUUAGGCGCAAGGAUUUCAAACUUACCAUUUAAAUUUUUAAAUGGAACUACGAACUUUUAUUAAACUAACAUUUAACUCAUUGAAUUCAUCUCGGUACGCACAAUAUGAAUAUAUUG
Messenger RNA from Nomia melanderi (Alkali bee), 5545 nucleotides. RefSeq names its product Insulator su(Hw) mRNA adaptor (gene Isha). The record is from RefSeq and is a predicted model, not a curated record. Gene Ontology annotation, cellular component: nucleus. NCBI's taxonomy places the organism in Eukaryota, Metazoa, Arthropoda, Insecta, Hymenoptera, Halictidae. Gene Ontology annotation, molecular function: RNA binding.